Molecule: messenger RNA, 303 nt
Organism: Gryllus bimaculatus (two-spotted cricket)
Lineage: Eukaryota; Metazoa; Arthropoda; Insecta; Orthoptera; Gryllidae
Source: the annotation of a GenBank genome assembly
CAGCGAGAACUACUGUUCAUUACGUGGUUUGCCUCGCUGAAAGUUAUAUUGUAUCAUAAGUUGAAGUCGUAUUUAAUAAGAUUUUACGUCGUCUAUCAGCUAACUUCAAUAGCAGGGCAAUCGUCAACAUCUUCAUCAGAUCUGCAGUCAGUUAUCCGGAAUUUGGCUACUUGGAGUUGUAUAAGGAGAGAUGAACAAAAAGUUGGUUUUAAUGUCACAGUCGGCCGUGUGGCAGGUACGAGCAAAGAAUGGAAGAGACCUCGGGUGGACUGGACUUGUAACGCCGAGCGGGACCUUGGAUGA